AUGGCGGAGACGCUGGUCGUGACGUCACCGGCGUCACACUCUCUCCUGUCGCCCGGCACGGAGGGGACGCGGAGGACUGAAUGGGAGAAAGUUCAGGCCUUUGCCCAAUUUGAUGCUGAAGGUGAUGGGACAGUUGAUGCUGAGAGCAUGUUGGAGGCCCUCAAGAAUUCCAGUGGAGCUAAUCUUCAGGGGGAGCUGAGUCACAUCAUCAGACAACUUCAAGCUUGUUCUCUUGUUCCAGGUUUCAUAGACAUUUUUUCGGAGUCCAAGGAAGGCCUGGGCGUUCACUCGUCAAUGAUCCUGCGCUUUUUGCACCGCAAUCGGCUCUCUAGUAUGGUCAUCCCCUACCCCAUGUUGGACCACUGCAAUAACAUGUGCACCAUGAGGGCUUCUGUUCUGAAGGAGUCUCUGGACGAACUGGUACAAAAAGAAAAAGAAAGCCCUGGAGAUCUAACUGGAAGCCCAGAGAUGGAUAAGCUCAAGUCAAUAGCAAAGUGCUAUGCUUAUAUAGAAACAUCCUCCAACCCUACAGACAUUGACAAGAUGACAAAUGGAGAAACAUCAUCUUACUGGCAGUCAGAUGGCAGUGCCCGCUCACACUGGAUUCGUUUAAAAAUGAAGCCAGAUGUGGUACUUAGGCACCUAUCCAUUGCAGUGGCUUCCACUGACCAGAGCUACAUGCCGCAGCAGGUGACAGUAGCAGUGGGAAGGAAUGCCAGCGAUCUUCAGGAAGUCCGUGACGUGCACAUUCCCAGCAAUGUCACUGGCUACGUGACACUGCUGGAAAAUGCUAACAUCAGUCAGCUCUAUGUUCAGAUUAACAUAAAGCGUUGUCUUAGUGAUGGAUGUGACACUAGAAUUCAUGGUCUGAGGGCUGUUGGCUUUCAGAGAGUUAAGAAGUCUGGGGUCUCAGUCUCAGAUGCUUCUGCAAUAUGGUAUUGGUCCCUGCUGACAUCUCUGGUGACGGCUUCCAUGGAGACAAAUCCAGCCUUUGUCCAGACAGUGCUGCGCAAUACUCAGAAGGCACUGCAGCACAUGCCUCCACUGUCCCUUUCACCAGGAUCUACAGAUGGCUCAACUUUCCUGUCUCCCAACGUUCUGGAAGAAGUGGACAGCUUCCUCAUAAGGAUAACUAGCUGCUGUUCUACCCCAGAUGUGGAGCUGACUCUCCUGGCUUUUGCACUAGCAAGAGGAAGUGUUGCUAAAGUGCUGAGCUCUCUGUGUACUGUCACAGACCACCUGGACACACACUAUGAUGCCUCGUCCCUCAUCUCAUCCAUGGCAUCAGUCAGGCAGAACCUACUCCUUAAAUAUGGUAAGCCUCUCCAGUUGACUUUGCAGGCCUGUGAUGUCAAAGGAAAAGAAGAGAAGUCGGGACCUGAAAACCUCCUUGUUGAACCAUGGACGAGGGAUGGUUUUCUCACAGAGACUGGAAAAACCAGAGCAAGUACUAUUUUUUCUACAGCAACUGAAUCUGCCCUCCAAGUUACACAGAUCAGAAUUAUGGUUCGACGUGGCGGCAUUGGUGCCCAGUGUGGGUUGAUAUUUGCCUAUAACUCAUCUUCCGAUAAAUUUCAUGCAGAAGAACACUUCAAAAGGUUUGAAAAAUAUGACAAAUGGAAACUUAAGGAAUUCAGGCAAUUUGUAAAAAGCAGGAUUGGUUGCUCACCUGAUGAUCUUGGAGAGGAUGAUCCUAUUGGCUGGUUUGAGCUGGAAGAAGAGUGGGAUGAAGCAGAGAUCAAGCUGCAGCAGUGCAGAGUUGCCAGAUACUUGAUGGUGAAGUUCCUCUGCACCCGUCAGGAGUCGGCAGAGCGCUUGGGAGUACAAGGCUUGAGCAUCAGUGGCUACCUCCGGCCUGCAAGAGCAGAAGCAGAACAGAGUGCCAUCUGUGCUCACUGCAGAAAGGACAUGGAGGAGAGUGUCUGCGGGGCCUCACUGCUCCUUAGGACCCUUCAGUUCAUCCAGCAGCUUGCCCAUGACCUGGUGCAGCAGAAGGAAAGUGGCUUAAAAUAUAAGUCUUUUCUGGACUUCGCGGGUCUUGAUUUGGAGAUCUUCUGGAAUUUUUACAGUAAAUUAAAGCAAAACCCGAGGGAAGAAUGCAUCUGUGCCCAAACCCUGCUUUUGCAGCUCCUUCAGAGCUGCUUCUUGGUGCUGCAGAGAGACGCCACGGCUGCCUCUGAGGAUGCAAAGGCUCCCCGCCAGAGCCCCCGGGCAGUGGAGGCCGCCAAGGAGCUCUAUACACACUUAUGUGAUGUGGUGGAUAGGGUGGAUGGAGACUCUGUGCCCAUGGAAAUACUAAAACAAGAAGUCAGGAAUACCCUUCUCAGUGGAGCUGCCAUCUUCUUUCCUGAUCGACAGACCCAGCGGAACCAUCUCUUCACCAUGAUGAAAAAUGUCACUGAGCAGGAACAUAAGCAAUCCCUGCAGCUCACUUUCCGCUCCCUGUGCACGUAUUUUAGUGAUAGGGACCCAGGCGGCCUUCUGCUUUUACCUGAGAAAGGCGACCUGGCCGACACGAACAUCGGUGAAGUCCUGGCCGUCAUGAGGACUCUCCUCUCUGUUGCUGCUCGCGAGUGUGAACUGUUGAUGCUCAACAAGGCCCAAGCGGAGGUUGGCUCUGUGCUCUUCUCCCUGUUCUGGUCUGUCCAAGGCAGCCUGCUCUCCUGGUGCUACCUGCAGCUGAAGAGCACAGAUCCUGGAGCCAAAGAGCUUGCCAUUGACCUUAUUGAAAAAUAUGUGGAACAGUUUCUGGGAAGCACAAGAUCGAUUUUGGAGUCCCUUUUGUCACAGUAUAGUGGAAAAACCAUAGUAGAAAAACUGUGUAAUUCGGUGUUUUCAAUGGCAGCUCGACAACUGGUAAUCUUUCUGCUGGACUUUUGCACUUUAGACAUUUCCCACUGCAAACUCUUGAGAGAAUUCAGUACCCUAACAGAGUUGUUGAAGAGGCUCUGCAGUGACCCUGAGGGAGGACUGAAUAAGCUGGAUGUCGAGACUUGGCAACAGGAACAGCCAGUAGUGUUACAUACAUGGACUAAGGAGUCUGCCCACAACUAUGAAAAUAAUUGCCACGAGGUGUCUGUCUUUGUUAGCCCAGGGGCAACCUAUUUUGAGGUGGAAUUUGAUGAGAGGUGUGAAACUGAAAAAAGGUAUGAUUAUCUGGAAUUUACCGACGCUAGAGGUGGAAAAACACGUUAUGACACAAAAGUUGGCACUGAUAAAUGGCCCAAGAAAGUGACCUUUAAGGCUGGUCCUCGGCUUCAGUUUCUCUUCCAUUCUGACAGCAGUAACAAUGAGUGGGGCUACAAAUUCACUGUUACUGCUUAUGGCCUGCCAGAUGUUGCCGUGUCUUGGGGGUUGGAUUUACAACUUCUUGUUUCCCGGCUGAUGGGACGUCUUGCUUCCCAGUGCAUGGCGCUCAAGUCUGUGCAUCAGUUAGGAAGUAACAUGGCAGUACCUCAGGCAAAAAUGGCAUUAGUCCUAAACUCCCCCUUGUGGAAACCUGUCUUCAGGCAUCAGAUAUGUCCAGAGUUGGGACUAGAAGCAAGCUGGCCCACUCAUCCACAACAAGAUAGUAAGGAGGUUAAGAACAUCCCUGAUGAUCCCUGCCACCGUUUUCUUCUUGAUUUUGCACAGUCAGAUCCUGCCCAGAACUUCUGUGGGCCAUAUUCAGAACUUUUCAAAGGAUUCAUACAGGCAUGUAGAAAACAGGCCCCAAAGACAGAUAUAGUUGCUGGUUCCACUAUUGAUCAAGCUGUGAACGCCACCUUUGCUGCUCUGGUGUAUCGCACUCCAGACUUAUAUGAGAAGCUGCAAAAAUAUGUAAACAGUGGGGGCACGACAGCCCUGAGUGAGGAGUUUGCUCAGGUGUAUUCCUUGGCAGAUGGGAUUCGAAUAUGGAUGUUAGAGAUAAAGCAGAAGUCCCUGGUGAGCCUGGGGAAUGAGGCAGAAGAAAAACGCGGGUCAGAAGCUGCUGAGGCAAACCCUGAGAGCCUGGCAAAAGAAUGUAUUCAGAAGAGUCUUCUGUUAUUAAAAUUUUUGUCCAUGGGUAUAAGUUCAAAAGAAAGCUCUGACAAGUUGGUGACUACAGAUGAACCUGAUCACCAUCUGCAGCCACUUGACAAGCGCCAGAGGACAAGCUCUGUGGUGGAAGAGCAUUUCCAAGCCUCGGCAUCUCCCACGGACACAGCGCCCCCUGCUGCGGGAGACAGGAGUCCUGGCUUGGAUGUCCAGCCGAAGCUGCCACCCAGCAGUGGCCCUCCUGCCACAGAAGUGUCCUCUGCCACAGCCGAAGAGCCCUCUUCACCUUCCACUCCCACUCGGCGGCCCCCCUUCACCCGAGGGCGACUCCGGCUGCUCUCCUUCCGGUCAAUGGAGGAAGCCGAGGAGGCCAGACCAGUUCCCACAGUGAAAGAGAAAUACCCUGUGCUGAGGGAUGUGAUGGACUUCAUCAAAGAUCAGUCACUCUCCCAUGAGAGUGUUGUAAAGGUUCUUUCCUUGAGAAAAGCCCAAGCCCAGAGCAUCCUUGAAGUCCUGAAGAUAAUUCAGUAUUGUGCAGAAGCCCUUGGGCAGCCGCAUUGCUUCCAUCCACCUUACAUACUUUUCCUGUUGGAACUUCUGACCUGCCAGAAAGAGUUCACCAAUUAUUUUGGACAUUUGGAAGGCUGUGGUGCAGCUCUACACAAAGAAAUUCGAGACACUUACUAUCGAUUUGUUCUCUUUAUGGUCAAAGCGAUUAAAGGAUUUAGUAGCAUAAAUGAAGCCUUAUCCUGUGUUCAGACAGCUCUACUUCAUCUCUUGGAUAUGGGCUGGGAACCCAGUGAUCUCACCUUCUUUGUUGACAUUCAGUUACCAGAUCUCCUCAUGAAAAUGUCACAAGAAAAUAUAAGUGUCCAUGACAGUGUGAUCAGCCAAUGGAGUGAAGAAGAUGAGCUUGCUGAUGCCAAGCAGAAUUCAGAAUGGAUGGAUGAGUGUCAGGAUGGCAUGUUUGAGACCUGGUAUGAAAAAAUAGCCCAGGAAGAUCCAGAGAAGCAGAGGAAAAUGCACAUGUUUAUUGCUCGCUACUGUGACCUGUUAAAUGUGGACAUCUCUUGUGAUGGGUGUGAUGAGAUUGCCCCCUGGCAUCGCUACCGGUGCCUGCAGUGCAGUGACAUGGAUCUCUGCAAAACUUGCUUCCUAGGUGGGGUGAAGCCUGAGGGCCACGGAGAUGACCACGAAAUGGUCAACAUGGAGUUUACCUGUGACCACUGCCAGGGUUUGAUCAUAGGCCGGAGGAUGAAUUGCAAUGUGUGCGAUGACUUUGACCUUUGCUAUGGAUGCUAUGCAGCAAAGAAAUAUUCCUAUGGCCAUUUGCCUACCCACAGUAUCACGGCCCACCCGAUGGUGACCAUCCGGAGCAGUGACCGGCAGAGGCUCAUCCAGCCCUACAUCCACAACUAUGCCUGGCUGCUCUUUGCCGCCCUGGCUCUCUAUAGCGCCCACCUGGCCAGCUCAGAGGAAGUGGAUGGUGAGAAGCUGGAUCCCCGGGCCCGCAGCUGUGCCGUCACCCUGCGGAGCCAGUGCAUGCAGCUUGUCGGGGACUGUCUCAUGAAGGCUCACCAGGGAAAAGGUCUUAAAGCUCUAGCUCUUCUUGGUGUGUUGCCAGAUGGUAACUCUACUCCAGGAAAUCAAGCCCCACCAGUGAUCGUGCCCACCCGAACGGCAGAGGAGCAGCUGGAGAAGGAAGCUGUCCAGGUUGCUGAGGAGCCGGCAGAUACAGGCCCUUUUGUGCACUGCAAUGAUCCCACAGUCCCCCUGAUAGACCUGGAGCACGUCCUCCCACUCAUGUUUCAGGUUGUCAUCUCAAACGCAGGCCACCUGAAUGAAACCUACCACCUCACGUUGGGUCUUCUUGGCCAGUUAAUAAUCCGCCUUUUGCCAUCAGAGGUAGAUGCCGCAGUGAUCAAGGUCCUCUCAGCCAAACACAACCUAUUUGCUGCAGGGGACAAUUCCAUUAUGCCAGAUGGCUGGAAGACCACCCACCUACUCUUUAGCCUGGGAGCUGUGUGUCUGGACAGCCGGGUGGGUUUGGACUGGGCGUGCUCCAUGGCAGAGAUCCUGCGGUCACUCAACAGUGCCCCAUUGUGGCGCGACGUCAUUGCCACCUUCACAGACCACUGCAUCAAGCAGUUGCCUUUCCAGCUGAAGCACACCAACAUCUUCAGCCUGCUAGUGCUGGUCGGCUUUCCCCAGGUUCUCUGUGUGGGGACCCGCUGUGUUUAUAUGGAUAAUGCCAAUGAGCCACAUAAUGUGAUCAUCUUGAAGCACUUUACUGAGAAAAACAGGGCUGUGAUUGUUGACGUCAAAACCCGGAAAAGGAAAACAGUGAAGGACUACCAGCUGGUCCAGAAAGGAGGAGGACAGGAAUGCAGUGACUCUCAGGCCCAAUUGAGCCAAUAUUCCCAGCACUUUGCCUUUAUCGCCAGUCACCUUCUGCAAACCAGCAUGGACAGCCAUUGUCCUGAGGCAGUGGAAGCAACUUGGGUCCUGUCCCUGGCCCUCAAAGGAUUAUAUAAAACACUAAAGGCUCAUGAUUUUGAAGAGACCCAUGCUACCUUCCUUCAGACUGAUUUGCUGAAGCUACUGGUGAAAAAGUGCAGCAAAGGGACUGGUUUCAGUAAAACGUGGCUCCUCCGGGACCUGGAAAUCUUGUCCAUCAUGCUGUACUCCUCAAAAAAGGAGAUCAACACUUUGGCUGAGCAUGGAGACUUGGAGUCGGAUGAGCGAGGGGACCAAGAGGAGGAGGUGGAACGGUCCGUCAGCAGCCCGAGUGAGCCAGAGCAGAAAAAGCUAGACCCUCUGGAAAGCCUGGAUGAGCCCACCAGAAUAUGUUUCCUGAUGGCUCACGAUGCCCUCAACGCCCCUCUGCACAUUCUCCGGGCCAUCUACGAGCUACAGAUGAAAAGGACCGAUUCGUUCUUCCUGGAGGUCCAGAAGAGGUUUGAUGGCGAUGAGCUCACCACGGAUGAAAGGAUACGGGCCCUGGCUCAGAAGUGGCAGCCCAGUAGGAGCCUGAGACUGGAGGAGCAGAGUGCCAAAGCUGUGGAUACAGACAUGAUUAUCUUACCGUGCUUGUCCCAGCCCACUCGCUGUGACAAGGCCACGGCUGAAUCAAACCCCGUGACCCAGAAGCUGAUCUCCAGCACGGAGAGUGAACUGCAGCAGAGCUACGCCAAGCAGCGGCGUACUAAGAGCGCCGCCCUCCUGCACAAGGAACUGAACUGCAAGAGCAAGAGGGCAGUCCGGGACUACCUUUUCCGGGUGAAUGAGGCCACGGCAAUCCUGUAUGCCCGCCAUGUGCUCGCAUCCUUGCUUGCUGAGUGGCCUGGGCACGUGCCAGUGAGCGAGGACAUCCUGGAGCUAAGUGGCCCUGCCCAUAUGACCUACAUUUUUGACAUGUUCAUGCAGCUGGAAGAAAAGCACCGGUGGGAGAAGAUCCUGCAGAAGGUGCUCCAAGGCUGCCGAGAGAACAUGCUGGGGACCAUGGCCCUGGCUGCCUGCCAGUUCAUGGAGGAGCCAGGAAUGGAAGUGCAAGUGAGAGAGUCCAAACACCCAUAUAACAACAACACCAACUUUGAGGAUAAAGUUCACAUUCCUGGUGCAAUCUACCUCUCAAUCAAAUUUGAUCCUCAGUGCAAUACAGAGGAAGGCUGUGACGAAUUAGCCAUGUCCAGCAGCAGUGACUUCCAACAGGAUCGACAUAACUUCAGUGGGUCUCAACAGAAAUGGAAAGAUUUUGAGCUUCCAGGAGAUACUUUGUAUUACCGCUUCACCUCUGACAUGAGCAACACCGAGUGGGGCUACAAGUUCACGGUGACGGCUGGACACCUGGGGCGAUUCCAGACAGGAUUUGAGAUUUUGAAGCAAAUGUUGUCAGAAGAAAGAGUUGUGCCGCACCUUCCCUUGGCCAAAAUUUGGGAAUGGCUGGUAGGCGUGGCCUGUCGCCAGACUGGUCAUCAGCGACUAAAAGCCAUUCACCUACUUCUGAGGAUUGUGCUGUGCUGCAACCACAGCGACCUCUGUGACCUUUCGCUGUUAAAGCCCCUGUGGCAGCUCUUCACCCACAUGGAGUACAGCCUGUUUGAGGACGUGACACAGCCGGGCAUCCUCCUCCCCCUGCACCGCGCCCUCACUGAGCUCUUCUUCGUCACCGAGAACCGCGCCCAGGAGCUCGGCUUGCUGCAGGAUUACCUGCUGGCCUUAACCACCGACGACCACCUUCUCCGCUGUGCAGCACAGGCUCUGCAGAACAUCGCUGCUAUCAGCCUCGCCAUCAACUACCCAAACAAGGCAACCUGCCUCUGGAAUGCCGACUGCUAGCUCCUGGGAGGCCUGCAUGGAACCAGCGAAUCUGACCCCGGGGUUUUAGAGCAGAAAUCCAAACUCAUUCAGGAAAAUCCCUGCAGCGCCAGCGCCUGGCUUUCCUUGAGCUCCACUUCUACUCCGAUCAGAUUGCCCAACAGGCUGGACACCGGCACGUACCGUAGCAUGUGAGGAUAAGCAAAGCAGUGCAGCACUAUCCAGAGAGGGUGUUCAGAGUCGCUUUCUCCAGGGUCUGUCUCGGCUGAGCUGGAGCUGCCCGCACGUGCCCUCCGGGUGAAGACCAGUCUGCAGAGCCGCCUUUCUCGGCAGGGCCCACAGCGGCGGCCUAGGAGCGCCUCUCUUGCUUUAGCUUUCUGAGACUGGGCCAUCCCACCUGAAGUCAGUGAGAGCCCGCCUGCCACCACCCGGUUCCCAGCAUUUAGUACGGGGCCAGGUGCCGCGCCAGCUCCCUAGCCAAGGCCGUCCCAGAGAAAUCCUCGGUGGGAACACAUGAGAACAUGUGCCCUGGGAACAGCACAGGCCGCCCAAGGGCGUCUGCUCAUGCUCCCAGCACAUCCAGGUUUUUUCAGUUGUUUUAACAUAUUUUUGUUUUUAGAACAGAACUGCACUGCCUCCCUGAGAGGGCGUCAGGAGAGUGGCCAGUGGCCCAGGCACUCAGGCAAACUGGUUUGUGUGAAAGCAGCAGAACUAAGGAAUCUCUUUAGUUUCUGUGCCUGAAAAGACCUGAAAUGUCACCAGAGGAUCUUAUUUUGGAAGUCACACAAACAAGCAGACCCAAUGAUUUUCUUUCUGCUCCGUGGCCACAGGAACUCAUCACACCCCUCGGAGCUCUGCGCAGUCACUUGGCUGUCACUUGUCCAGCAAUAACUACAUUCGUUCCAAUGAAUGCUGUUUCCACUUUUCUUUUUAUGGUUGUAGUCUUGCCCUGAAGUGCUGAUUAUUACUCUUUCCAAAGCCACACUCUGGAGCGUGAAGCCAGAUUGGCAUGCGGAACGUAUGUAAGCCUCAGUGGGACUUGUGGGCAUAAGAAAUGCCUGAGGCUGCUGCCAUUUAAGGGCUGGUGUCUGGGCCUGAGCACGUCCCACAGGCGGGACCAAACCCCAGUCAGGCUGGUCGUAGCCAGGGCCAAGGUGAGCAGGUCAGCACGGCCGUGGCCUCCAAAGCCCCUCUGCAGGCUCCACAGGUAUCUGCACAGGAGAGGCCAAGGCUGCGGGUCCCGGGAAGGCCUUCCUGCACGGGCACUGCUGCCUUCUGGCUCUGGAGGCCCAGGCGUAGCGACCUUCUGCAGCCCAGCUCUCCAUCCUCAGCCAGGCCCAGCUGCGUGUGGAGCCGUGGGGAAGGGAGAAUUCAAAGGAGACAGAAACGGAUGGGGCAGGUCCCGAACUUGGUGACCUGGGGCUCCUCACCCUGACCUGGUCUCCCGGGGUGUUGGGAUGUGGUGAGACAGGCGCUGCCAGCUUGGUAGAAACCCUUUCUCCUCUUUUGCUCUGCCUGCAUCCCCAGAGGAGGCCCCACGCUCCAUACACCCAGACCCAAGUAGGAGUCACCGUGAGGAGGGAAGUCACAGGACAAAGAGGUCCCCACCGCGGGCUCAGACUCACUGACGGACUCCCUGCCUGGAAGACAGACAAGCAGAUGGUGCCACUCACUGCUUAACCUCGCCUCGCCACCCCCACCCCUCCCACCUCAGACUGAUGCGCGGUGGAGUGGGGACAGACGGGCAGGUGUCACACCCUCAUGGCAGUUGCCACCAGCUUUACCCCCUUGCUCCCAUCAGGAAAAUAAGUUGUAAAUAAACACUGGACUCCUCAUAGCUUCUCUCUAUACACCACCCUUGCUGUUCUGGUCUCUUUAAUUUGCAUAGAACAAGCCUAAGUUUUCCCUUCAGACACAACUGCUGCUCUCUCCUGGCAGGGCCCGCCUGGCCCAGCAUCCCUGCAUCCCGCCCUGCCUCUGCUUCCAGCCCGCAGGUGGCGCUGCCGAGCCAGGCCCUGCUCUCCUGGCCCUCGUGACGCUGGUGACUCCCUCGGCUCCUGGUCCCCAGUCGGUGCCAGCAGUAUCUGAGAGAACAGAUUUCCAUGAAGACCAACACCCCUUUGACUGCCUGGAAUGAGAUAACACUGGCAGGAAUAAAGGUGUUGUGGAAACAUGUGCCUAAUCUAUAAAGAAAUUUCUGCUCCAAAUCAUGUAUAAUGAACAAACAGACACUGUUCCUAAUGAGGAGUGACUUAUUUUCAUCAUCGUUUUUAAUUUGUUUUCUUACGGGUUUACGAUUUUGAAUUUUUCCUAUUUGGUUGAAAGAAUUUUGAUUAUAUGAGCUGUGUUCAGCCUGUAAAAAGGAUGUUAAGUUGUGGUUAAAUAUGCAAAUGAAAAGAAAUAUAUUGUACAAAUUCUAUAUAAAAAA
Myotis lucifugus (little brown bat) is the source of this 10762-nucleotide messenger RNA. It is a transcript of the gene ZZEF1, whose product is annotated as zinc finger ZZ-type and EF-hand domain containing 1. Gene Ontology annotation, cellular component: postsynapse. The record is from RefSeq and is a predicted model, not a curated record. Gene Ontology annotation, molecular function: zinc ion binding; ubiquitin-like protein ligase activity; calcium ion binding. Gene Ontology annotation, biological process: regulation of synaptic plasticity; protein ubiquitination. Lineage: Eukaryota; Metazoa; Chordata; Mammalia; Chiroptera; Vespertilionidae.